AUGCGAGAUGUUGAUUGUAAUGACAAAUCUAACAGUUCUGCUCGCAGAUCUAAUGACUCAAGCUGGCUUAAUUUCCCUGUCAUUCUAGAGGGUCCUUAUAUUUCUGGUAAAGCUGAAGAUGGCUCUGAUAUUCCUCUUCCCGGAAAGUUUUCUUCUUACCAACCUUGGAUAUUUGUACUUUCCAAAGAUGAGACAAAGAAAGUUGUAUGGGGACUUCGCAUAAAUGUUCUCAAUCUCGUGAAAUCUUUGUGUGAUAAGACUUCAGGUAAAGGUAAGAAUAUUCCUAAAAGGCCUACGUCUAAGUCUUCAUCAAAAACGACAUCUUCAAUGGAUUAUCUCUCCAGGAAGCGUAAAAGAUAUGAUUCUUCUUCAAGUUCGGAGUCUAGUGAGGACGACAUUCUUUCUCCUGAGGAUUUAUCAGUUCCCUCUUCUUUGAAAGAGUUAUCCAAUCUUUUUGUUGGAGAUCUUUUGACUGCUGUUGACAAUGAAGAAUUUAAUCGUUCCUUUGAAAUGGUUUCUAAAAUAUGCGAUGCUCCUACUUUAGAUGAUCCAUCUCUUCGUGGAGCUGCCUCUGCGAUAAAUCCAAACCUCCAAUUCACAAUCGGCUCUUUGGGAGCCCGUUUAUCUUAUUUAAUCUCCUCAGACUACCAAAGGAGACUUAUUAAGCUUGAGAAAGAAAAUGAUGAGCUUAAAACUGAGAAUUCGACCAAUUGUGGGUUGAUUCGCAGAGCCCGAGAAAGAAAUGAUGAACUCAUUGACCUAUAUAACUUUUCGGAUGAGGCUGCCAAUCUCCCUGAUGAUGAAACCCUUUUAGAACAACUUAAUUCUUCUUUAAAUAACUAUCCCAACCAAGGAUUUGAAAAUCUAAGUUCGGAAGAGUUAAGACUGAAAUAUGCUGCUCUUAGAAAAAGUCAUAGAUCUUUAUUGACUUCAUUUAAUAACUUUAAACAUCGUCUUCCUGAGAGCCAAGAAAAAAUUCAAGUUUUGGAAACAAAAAAGAAUAAGCUUAUUAAUGAGAAAGAUGAGAUUGCUCUUAAGGGUGGGAAAGCACUAGAAAAAUUCCAAGAAUCCAUUAUUGAGGUUCAAAAAGAACGUGAUUUAGCUUUGAGCGAAAAGAACAUACUUUUCGAAGAAAGAAAUUUAAUUCGCUCUGAGCUUCUCAUAGAGAGCGAAGCUGAAUUUAGUUGGGCUGCUAGGGUUUUGAAUGAUGCUAGAAAGGAUUUAGCUAUAAACGUGAAUAAGGAGAAGAAUUAUCUUCAGAAGAUUGAAGAAUUAGAAACUCGCUUAGCUUCUGAAGAAAAAGAUUUAUCUGCUCGCAACUCCAAGUAUCGGCAAUUGAAGAAGAAUUUCACCAUCACGGUUUCAAAUAAUAGUAAUAAUGCUAAUCGUGCUCGCGAAGUUGUUGUUAAGAAAGUCUGCGUUGAGAAUAACAUUCCUCUUACAAAGUAUAAAUUUCCAGAAAUCCCCGACAAUGAACAUAUUUCUGAUAUUUCGGACAGUGAGGGAGAAGAUGAAGAAUCUGAAGAAGAAAUAAGCGGUUCUGAGGCUGAGCGAAACGAAUAA
Molecule: messenger RNA, 1563 nt
Organism: Papaver somniferum (opium poppy)
Lineage: Eukaryota; Viridiplantae; Streptophyta; Magnoliopsida; Ranunculales; Papaveraceae
Product: intracellular protein transport protein USO1-like
Exons: 5
Coding region: 1-1563 (520 amino acids)
Source: RefSeq, a predicted model, not a curated record